CUGCAGUGGCGCAGUUGCAUAAAGAUCCUACCCUGGAUCAUCACUGGCAUCUCUGGAAGAAAACCUAUGGCAAACAAUACAAGGAAAAGGCUAAUUGGUAUUCCAUUAUGCAUGGAAUACAAUAUGUACCACACUUUUUUAUCCAUUCAUCUUUUAAUGGACACUUUAUAAGGUUGAUUCCAUAUCGUGACUAUUGUGAAUAAUGCUACAAUGAACCUGGAAGUGCAGCUACCUUGUUGACAUACUGAUUGUGCUUCCUUGGGACAUAUACCCAGAAGUGAGAUUGCUGGAUGAUAUGAAUGAAGAAGCAGUACGACGUCUCAUCUGGGAAAAGAAUCUAAAGUUUGUGAUGCUUCAUAAUCUGGAGCAUUCAAUGGGAAUGCACUCAUAUGAUCUGGGCAUGAACCACCUGGGAGACAUGACCAGUGAAGAAGUGAUGUCUUUGAUGAGUUCCCUGAGAGUUCCCAGCCAGUGGCAGAGAAAUAUCACAUAUAAGUCAAACGCUAAUCAGAUAUUGCCGGAUUCUGUGGACUGGAGAGAGAAAGGGUGUGUUACUGAAGUGAAAUAUCAAGGUUCUUGUGGUGCUUGCUGGGCUUUCAGUGCUGUGGGGGCCCUGGAAGCACAGCUGAAGCUGAAAACAGGAAAGCUGGUGUCUCUCAGUGCCCAGAACCUGGUGGAUUGCUCAACUGAAAAAUAUGGAAACAAAGGCUGCAAUGGUGGCUUCAUGACAAGGGCUUUCCAGUACAUCAUUGAUAACAACGGCAUCGACUCAGACGCUUCCUAUCCCUACAAAGCCACGGAUCAGAAGUGUCAAUAUGACUCAAAAUAUCGUGCUGCCACAUGUUCAAAGUAUACUGAACUUCCUUAUGGCAGAGAAGAUGUCCUGAAAGAAGUUGUGGCCAAUAAAGGCCCAGUGUCUGUUGGUGUGGAUGCGAGUCAUCCUUCUUUCUUCCUCUACAGAAGUGGUGUCUACUAUGAACCAUCCUGUACUGAGAAUGUGAAUCAUGGUGUACUUGUGGUUGGCUAUGGUGUUCUUAAUGGGAAAGAAUACUGGCUUGUGAAAAACAGCUGGGGCCGCAACUUUGGUGAAGAAGGAUAUAUUCGGAUGGCAAGAAAUAAAGGAAAUCAUUGUGGGAUUGCUAGUUUCCCCUCUUACCCAGAAAUCUAGAGAGGAUCUCUUCUUUUUAUAACAAAUCAAGAAAUACGAAGCACUUUCUCUUAACUUAAUUUUUCCUGCUGUAUCCAGAAGAAAUAAUUGUGUCACGAUUAAUGUGUAUUUACUGUACUAAUUAAAAAAUAUAGUUUGAGGCCGGGCACGGUGGCUCACGCCUGUAAUCCCAGUACUUUGGGAGGCCAAGGCAGGCAUAUCAACUUGAGGCCAGGAGUUAAAGACAGGCCUGGCUAACAUGGUGAAACCCCGUCUCUACUAAAAAUACAAAACAUUAGCGGAGCGUAAUGGUGCAUGCCUGUAAUCCCAGCUACUUGGGAGGCUGAAGCACAAGAUUCCUUGAACCCAAGAGGUUGAGGCUGUGGUGAGCUGAGACCACACCACUGUACUCUAGCUUGGACAACAGAGUGGAGACUCUGUUUCAAAAAAACAGAAAAGAUAAUAUAGUUUGAGUCUUCGUUUUUUAAAAUUUGCAAACCUCAGGAAAAAGUUUGCUAAGUAAAUUAGUAGUGUACUGUAGAUAUAACUGUAUAAAAAUUGUUCAACCUAAAACAAUCUGUCAUUGUUCAUUGUUUUAUUUUAUACUCUUUGUCUUUUUAAGACCCCUGAUAGCCUUUUGUAACUUGAUGGCUUAAAAGUACUUAAUAAAUCUGCCAUUUCAAAUUUC
Cercocebus atys (sooty mangabey) is the source of this 1835-nucleotide messenger RNA. It is a transcript of the gene CTSS, whose product is annotated as cathepsin S. Gene Ontology annotation, biological process: immune response. The record is from RefSeq and is a predicted model, not a curated record. Lineage: Eukaryota; Metazoa; Chordata; Mammalia; Primates; Cercopithecidae. Bases 296 to 1168 code for a protein of 290 amino acids. Gene Ontology annotation, cellular component: lysosome. The transcript has 8 exons. Gene Ontology annotation, molecular function: cysteine-type endopeptidase activity.